AUGAGUCCAAAUAUCGUCGCGGAAAACCAAGCUUCAAAUCCUCUACCCCCUUCCUUUAAUGACUUUGCUUCAAAGUUUACCGGUGGGAAAGGACCGACAAGUCAAUUUUACACACAUUGUGGGCGGGAAUUCUUUCACGAACAGAUGAAAGCUCUCAUCGAUGAUGAAUUUGCGUAUGCAUGGGAGCAUGGGAUUGUUAUCAGAUGUGGCGAUGGUAUCUCUCGACGGUUUUAUCCGCGGAUCUUCACAUAUUCCGCAGAUUAUCCAGAAAAGAUCCUUUUAGCUAGUAUUCGCGACAAAGGAGCCUGCCCUUGCCCGCGUUGCCUAGUCCCUAAGAUGGAGAUUAGCAAGUUGGGAUCUGCAGAAGAUCGUCAAAAAAGGAAGUCUUCAGCAAGAGUGGAUGACGUGGGGCGGCGCCGUAACAUUGCCAAGGCGAGGAAUCUGAUCUACAAAGAAAACAAUCGGGUAAAUGGUGCCGCUGUAGAAAGGAUUUUAAAAGAGGCGUCUUUGGUCCCCAACCAAAAUGCAUUUUCCGACAACUUAAGUCAUCUUGGAUUCAAUUUUUUUCAAAUGCUGGCCGUUGAUUUGCUGCAUGAAUUUGAACUGGGAGUGUGGAAAGCAUUAUUCACUCACCUUCUCCGUAUCCUGGCAGCAAUCAAUCCAGAUUUGCUAAAUGAACUUGACCGAAGAUAUCGACAAAUCCCAACCUUCGGCAAGGGCACCAUUCGAAAGUUUUCUUCCAACACUUCUCAAAUGAAGAAGUUGGCCGCUCGCGACUUUGAGGAUAUUUUGCAAUGUGCAUUACCCGUGUUUGAUGGCUUGCUGACUGGCGACAAUCAAACUUCAGUCAUGCGCUUAUUAUUCAUUUGCGCUCACUGGCAUGGACUUGCUAAACUUCGCAUGCACUCCGACCCAACACUUCAGCUGCUUGAUGAUCUGACAACUGAAAUUGGAAGCUCGUUACGUGAGUUUUCAAGCAUUGUUUGCCCCUCCUACAAAACUCGCGAACUCCCUCGUGAACUGGAGGCACGACAUCGCAGAGCUGCCAAACAGUCAAAAGCUGAUGAUGUCACACCUACAAGCAUCACUCGCUUGGAGACUACGUCAAUGAAAUUUGAGAAAGAGGGACAACAGAUUCGUAUAGCACUGAGCCCUCUUUACCAGGGAGAAUUGGAACACCGAACUCCGAAGGCGAGGUAUCGAAGGACCGACAAAAAGCUUUUUAUCAAGCAAUUGACACAGAUUGAACGGCGCCAAACCCGUUUGCGGCGCCUCAGAAGAAAUUACUUUCCAACUUCACCCCUAUCUCACAGUAAUAAGGAGAGAUUGAACGGAUCGGCCAAGGAUCACCAUCACAUAGGAAAAUCCGAAGCUCUCUAUGAAGAUAUUGGCUCGUUUCUUCGGACUCGUGAUGAUGACCCUGCCACAAAGAAUUUUCUCCCAAAACUCAAAGCACAUUUGCUCCCUCGCAUCCAGGCUGCUAGAGUGCCAUCCGAUCUGGCCUAUCUGAAUCAAGUUCAAGCUCCCCUGCACACUGUAGAACCCCAGACGCUCGACAAUGUGCUUUUCAAGUUUAAUCGCCUCUACUUUCACAAUACCAUGUGCGUCAAUUACACAACAUAUGACAUUCGCCGGGCUCAAGACACCAUCAACGUGAACACUGAGCGCCGAGAUAUAAUGGUUUUGUCAAAGAGUGACAGUUCUGGUACUGAUGAUUCUGAUGAGUCAUUGGCCUUCAUAUACGCAAGGGUUUUGGGGAUUUGUCAUGUCAAUGUGGUCCAAACUGGUGCCGCAACGCCAGACUACACUCCUCAAAGAUUCAACUUCUUGUGGGUUAGAUGGUUCAGAAGGGUCUCACCUGGCAGUUGGUGA
Laccaria bicolor S238N-H82 is the source of this 1872-nucleotide messenger RNA. RefSeq lists its product as uncharacterized. Bases 1 to 1872 code for a protein of 623 amino acids. The record is from RefSeq and is a predicted model, not a curated record. The transcript has 9 exons. NCBI's taxonomy places the organism in Eukaryota, Fungi, Basidiomycota, Agaricomycetes, Agaricales, Hydnangiaceae.